This is a messenger RNA of Lycium barbarum (goji berry), 2773 nucleotides long. Its product is annotated as probable LRR receptor-like serine/threonine-protein kinase At3g47570. Gene Ontology annotation, molecular function: ATP binding; protein kinase activity. Bases 1505 to 2653 code for a protein of 382 amino acids. NCBI's taxonomy places the organism in Eukaryota, Viridiplantae, Streptophyta, Magnoliopsida, Solanales, Solanaceae. The transcript is spliced from 2 exons. Gene Ontology annotation, biological process: protein phosphorylation. The record is from RefSeq and is a predicted model, not a curated record.
UGUUGCUUAAAACUGACUAUGCUUCAUUUGGCCAGGAAUAAACUAAAGGGCAACAUUCCGGUGGAGUUUGCUUCACUGAAUAAGCUUGAGGAGAUGCAUGUUUUCUUCAACAAUUUGUCUGGAGAGAUCCCAUCUUGUUUUGGCAACUUGUCUUCAAUUCGAGCGAUCAGCCUAUUAGCAAAUAAUUUCCAUGGAACCAUGCCUGAUUUUCUUGGAAACUUAGGAAAUUUAGAGGUCCUUGAACUUGCCCAAAAUAAUCUCUCUGGAGUCAUCCCUGCAUCAAUUUUCAACUUGUCAUCAUUGCGCAAUCUUGAGUUAUCAAUCAAUCAACUUCAAGGGCGCCUUCCGUCAAGCAUGGGCUUCACACUUCCAAGACUAGAGGUUUUUAAUUUGGGGGCAAAUCAAUUAACUGGAAAGCUUCCUGCAUCAGUAUUAAACCUGACAAAUCUUCAACUUUUUGCUGUCGACACCAACUGGUUCAGCGGAGAGGUACCUAGCUUUGGAAGUUCCAAAUAUUUGUACUGGCUAGGACUUGAGGAAAAUUAUCUUGGAAAUGGCAAGUUAGAUGACUUGCUUUUCAUGUCUUCCUUGCAAAAUUGUUCUGCCCUGCAACUUCUCCAGCUCGAUGACAAUCGAUUUGGAGGAGUUAUUCCGCGAUACUUUGGCAAUAUGUCCAGCCUUCAGUACUUAACCAUGUCAAGAAAUCUUAUCCAUGGAACCAUUCCUGUAGAGAUUUCGCAACUUCACAGCUUGCAGGAACUCUCUUUGUGGAAAAAUCAUCUCACUGGGGAAAUUCCUGAUUCUAUUGGAAAACUUGAGGUACUAAUUGAGUUGUACCUCAAUGAGAACCAAUUGUCAGGGAAAAUUCCAUCUUGUUUAGGAAAUUUGACAAUGCUGACUAAACUCAACCUUGGAGCAAAUAAUUUACAUGGUUCUAUUCCAUCUAGUCUUGGAAAGAUCAAGUCUCUGUUACUCCUGAAUCUCAGCAGGAAUCAUCUUAGUGGCGACAUACCAAAAGAAAUUUGGCAGCUCCCUGAGGCACUUUUCCAACUAGACCUCUCAAGCAACCACAUCACGGGUUCUCUAAACAACAUUAUUCGCUUGAAAAACUUGGUCUAUUUGCGCCUUUCCAACAAUAAUUUAUCAGGUGAAAUACCAAGCAGCUUCAAAACAUUGACAAGCUUAAAAGAGCUCUACGUCAAUCAUAACGAUCUCCAAGGAGCUAUCUCUCCAUUUUUAAGUUCUUUGACAAGUCUUGAAUUCGUAGAUCUUUCACACAAUAAAUUUGUGAGUAAGAUACCCGAAUUUUGUUAGUCUCAGAUCCCUGAAAUUCUUGAAUUUGUCCUAUAAUGAUUUGGAGGGCGAGUUACCAUCGGAUGGAGUUUUCAAAAAUAAAAGUGCAGUCUCAAUUACCGGGAAUAGUAAGCUUUGCGGAGGUAUUCCGGAGUUACAAUUACGAAAAUGCUCUGAAAAUGAUCCUAAUUAUGGCAAACCAUCUCGAAAAAUGAUUUUAAUCAUAUUACUAAUUGUUGGAGGUGUCGUGGGUGUCAUAGUGGUGGCACUCCUUUUGCGGCGUAGUAAAAAGAGAUCGGAUCAUCAGAGUUCGACAACUAUGGACACAAUAAUCCCUAGAGUGACUUACCAACGACUUCACAGAGCAACGAAUGGCUUCUCCGCGGAGAAUUUGAUUGGUUCAGGAAACUUUAGCUCUGUAUACAAAGGCAUUUUGGAUGAAUCAGUUGUUGGGAUUAUGCAGAUUGCUGUAAAGGUACUGAAACUUCAAGUGAAAGGAGCUAGCAAGUCCUUUGUUGCUGAGUGUGAAGCAUUGAGGCAUAUUAGGCAUCGAAACUUGGUAAAGCUUUUAACUUGUUGUUCAAGUAUUGACCACCAAGGUCAUGAUUUUAAGGCCGUAAUUUACGAGUUCAUGACCAACGGUAAUUUGCACAAUUGGUUGCACCAAAGUUGUCGGAGUACUAUUGGUCAUGAGGAGAAUAAUAUGCAGCCUAGAAGAAGUUUAAACAUUAGACAAAGGCUGGAUAUUGCAAUUGAUGUAGCUAGUGCAUUGGAUUAUCUUCACAAUCAAUCUGGAAUGCCAUUGAUACAUUGCGAUCUCAAACCAAGUAAUGUGCUUUUGGAUGAAGAAUUUGUUGCUCAUUUAGGUGAUUUUGGAUUGGAAAGGUUUAUGCAAGCUGAUGCCACACAUGUACUCACCUCAAUCCAGAGCAGCUCAAGUACAGUAAAAGGGACGCUUGGAUAUAUACCGCCGGAAUAUGCGACAGGGAGUAAGUCGUCGACCUAUGGUGACGUGUACAGCUAUGGAAUUCUAUUGUUGGAAACAUUCAUGGGAAAGAGCCCCACAGAUGAAAUAUUCAAGGAUGGUCUGAACCUUCAUGAUUUUGUGAAGAUGGCAGUACCUGAACAAGUAAUGAAUGUUUGUGAUCCUACACUACUUCUCUGCCUUGAAUAUAAGGAUGGUGUGCCCAUUAAUUGCAGUGAAAAAGUAAUUGAGGAGUGCCUGUGUUCAGUGUUACGAAUUGGGAUUGCUUGCUCAAUGGAGUUGGCAGAAGAACGCAAGGACAUUGCCAAUGUCCUUAAGGAACUGCACUUAAUCAGAAAUGCUCUUUUUUCUAAUCAGAGGCGAUCCGAGAUUUGAAGUUUUAUGGGUUGUUCUAGUAACCUCAAAUUAAUAUACAAUAAUAACUAGAUUAAUUCAUUGAUACAUAUUUAUGUAAUUUUAUGAAUUUCUUAAUAGAAAUACAGGAUUUAUGCAAAA